GACUCGUUAUUGACUCGGUCGUCGAUCUCUCGACUCAUCGGUGCUUCCCCGAUUUCACUUGGUUCUUCAGCAGAGGAGAGAGCUGGGGCUGUUGAACUGGAAUUCUUGCGGGGAAGUAUGAGCAUUUUCAGCCCUGGCGAAGGUGAAGGCAAUUCGUAGGGUUCGGGUUUGCCGAGUUUCCUGGGAGGGAUAUCAGUGAUAUUUCUUCCAUGGGCAAUGGCGGAGUUGCAUGCGUGCCCUCACAGCAUAUCAUGGAGCGUUUUUCUACUUGCAGAAACAUGAACAACAACAACAACAACAAAAAACUCUCUUCUCCCUCUACUACACCUUCAAAGCUCGUGAAUGACAAUGCUAAAAUGAAGCCACAUAAAGAAAAAUGCGGGGUGGAGUUGAAUGGGAUAAGUGAAAGUAAGGAAGUUGAGAAUAAGAACUAUGACAGUUUGAGUGAUGAAAUUGAGGAGGGCGAGCUAGGUACCUUGCCACUGGAGAAAGAGGACCAUGUUCCUGAUAAUCAUCCAGUGCAGAGGAAAUAUGAAAUAAGGAGUGAAAUUGAAAAGGCAGAGGUUGUGGUUGAGAAAGGGAGGAGAGGAGGGGAGGGUCAGAAGAGUGUGUUUUCAAAUAGGAAACACCGGAAAAGAGCUUCGAGAAGUAAUAAGGUUGCUAAGAACGAGAACAGGUAUGAAUUGGAGAAAGGUGAGUUUAUACCGGAUGAUAAGUGGCGGAAGAGUGAAGUUGCAGCUAAGGAUGAUUAUGACCAUCCCAGGCCGCGCAGGUAUGAAACAUCAAAGGACAGGGGGUGGAAGGGAGAGCUUGAGUGGACGCCACCACCUUCUACCAAGGACAAGGGAUGGGGAAAUGAUUCUGAGUGGACACCACCAUAUUCUGGUAAGUACUCUGGUGACAAAGAUUUCAGCAAUAAAAGAGGCGGGGGUAAGCACGGGAAGAAAUCUUCCAGACAUGAAUCCAGACGCAUCGAAGAGAGGAAUCUGAGGAUUGACUCUAAAAUUGUGAGCGAGGAAACUUCCUCCAAGAAUGAGCUCAACAAUGGAAAAAAUCAUGCAAGAGAAUACUCAUCUGGUAAUCGUUUGAAGCGUCACGGAACUGAUUCAGACAGCAGUGACAGAAAAUACAAGGGUGAGAAUGAUGACCAUUCUAGUUCCAAAUGCCGCAAAGUUUAUGAUGAUGGUACUCGUUCUACACACACAACAGAGCACUAUUCACGCCGCUCUAUGGAGAGAUCGUACAGAACUGCUACGUCUGGUCGUAACUCUGUUACUGAGAGACAUUCUUCCAGGAAUCAUGAUUCAUCUAGAGCAGCUCGCAGUAAGAACAAUAGUAGCCCUCAUUCUGAGAGGUCCCCGCAGAGCCUGAUCCGUCAACUUGAUUCCCGGGAUCGUAGCCCAGACCGCCAUAGGAAUCAUCAUGAUGAUCAAAGUAGGUCUCCCCAUGGCCGCAGUCGUCUUUCUGAUCAAAGAAGGAGCCCCAGUUAUUCUGAUUGUUCCCCACCAGAUCAAGCCCGAUACAAUGACCGAAAGGAAAGGAAUCUCAAUUUCACGGAAAGGUCCCCACGUGAUCAUGGUAGGCCUGCUAAUUCUAGGGAAACAUGUCGGAAGAGUGGGGCUAGCGAGAAGCAAGAAAAAGAAAGUCUUGUGGAAGUUAAACAUCUAGAUGAGAAUUCUAACCCGAAGGAUUGCAGUGCAAGGGAUGGCCACAUUUCUGUGAAAGAUUCUGAAGCUAGAAGUUCUCCCAGCAAUAAUAUUGGAUCGAUUUGCAAAGCUGGUGGGCAACAGAGGCAUGAGGGAGAAUUGCUUCCAUGUCCUUCAGGGAGUGCCAUGGAGUCGCUGAUAGAAUAUGGAGUCUCUGAGGAGGGUUGUUCCAUGGAAGAGGACAUGGACAUAUGCAAUACACCACCACAUGUCCCUGUGGCUGCUGAUGCAGUGGUAGGAAAGUGGCAGUACCUAGAUCAGUUUGGUAUGGAACAAGGGCCUUGCAGCUUAUGUAGCCUGAAAACACUUGUGGAAGAGGGCUGUCUUGCAUCUGAUCACUUCAUCAAGCACAUAGACACUGAGAGGUGGGUAACUGUUGAAAAUGCAGUUUCCCCAAUACUGACUGCUAAUUUUCCCUCAAUUGUUUCAGAAACUGUUACCCAACUGGUGAGUCCUCCUGAGGCUCCUGGUAAUUUCUCAGAAGAUAUUGGUGAAUUGUCUCAAACUGACAUGAUUGAGAAAGUUUCAUUUCCAGUAUCGUGCUAUAUAGACAGUACCACUGCAUCUGAUUCUUCAGAAGAUCUUUGUAUUGAUGAAAGGGUUGAGGCUUUAGUGAAAGAUAUCACUGUAAUCCCUGGUCGGGAACUUGAGCUUGUUGGAGAGGUGCUCAAAUUGAGCUCAGAGCAUAGGGGAUGUGAGAGAUGGGAUGAAAUUGAAGGUUUCACUUGGGACCAUUCUCUUGUAGGUGAUCACUUAAAUGAAAGAAGCGUUGAGUGUGUCUCUGAGAUUUCGCCAACAGAAUUCUCAGAAUCUAGGCCAAUUUUGAUGGCAUUAUCUGAGGCAGAUAAUGCAUUUUCCUGUGCUGACAUUGAUGAAUGGUUUUCCGGACGUUGGUCAUGCAAGGGUGGUGAUUGGAGGAGGAAUGAUGAAACUUCUCAAGACAAAUCCUGGAAAAAGAAACUUGUUCUAAAUGAUGGGUAUCCUCUUUGCCAGAUGCCCCAAUCUGGGAAUGAAGAUCCAAGGUGGCAUGAAAAGGAUGAAUUAUAUUACCCUUCACAGAGCAGGAAGUUUGAUCUUCUUUCCUGGGCUUUUACACAUCCGGAUGAGGGGAAUGAUUCUAAUGCUGCAAGCAGAUUUGGUCAAAUUAAGUCUGCCAGUGUUAGAGGUGUGAGGGGAUUGGUGCUUCCUGUGAUCAGGAUAAAUGCAUGUGUGGUCAAGGACCAUGGUUCAUUUGUGUCUGAGAGCCGUUCAAAAGUUAGGGCAAAGGAAAGAUGUCCUCCAAGGUCCAGCCGUAUAUAUUCUGCAAGCCGUGAUACAAAGAUGACUGAAGAAGCUGUUUCUUGCACACAAAGCACACCAGAAACAGACUCACGCAGCUCCCACAAGAGCAGAUUACCCUUGAGCAUUCCAAAAGAUCACAUUCGCACAUUUAGUGAGUUGCAAUUGCAGAUCGGUGAUUGGUACUAUUUUGAUGGUGCUGGGCAUGAGAAAGGGCCUUUUUCAUUUUCAGAGUUGCAGUUAUUGGUUGACCAAGGUGUUAUCAAGAAAUAUAGCAGUAUCUAUAGGAAAGCGGAUAAGAUCUGGGUUCCAGUUACUUCUGGUAUGGAGACUCCUGAUAGGUUAAAGGGUCACCAAAAGAAUCAUGGGAAGUCCAAGGAUGCUUCAGGAUCCACCCUUUCAAAGUCAACUGAUUUGUUGAGUGGAAGCACUAACAUUUCAAGUACAUUUCAUUCUUUGCAUCCCCAGUUCAUUGGGUUCACUAGAGGUAAACUCCAUGAGUUGGUGAUGAAGACUUACAAGAGCAGAGAGUUUGCUGCUGCUAUCAAUGAGGUCUUAGAUCCCUGGAUCAGUGCUAGACAACCAAAGAAGGAGUUGGAUAUCUUUCAUAAAUCAGAUCAAUUUCGUGCAAACAAAAGGGCCAGGCUGGAUGGAAGUGGAGACGAGUAUGAGUUGGAAGAUGAUACAACAACCCUUGCAAGGGAUGAGUGCUCAUUUGAGGAGGUAUGGGGUGAUGCACCUUUAAACAAAAAUCUUAGUUCAGAGUCCCAACUUGAAAGGCAGAGCUGGGGGUUGCUUGAUGGUCGUAUACUUGCAAGGGUGUUUCAUUUCCUUAAAGCUGAUAUAAAAUCCCUGGUUUAUGCUGCUUCUGCUUGUAAACACUGGAGAUCUGUUGUUAGAUUCUACAAGGACAUCUCGAGGCAGGUUGACUUGUCUUCUUUCUCUUCAUGUUGCACAGAAUCCAUGAUGAGGAGCAUAAUGAAAGGCUAUAACAGGCAGAAGAUUAGUUCCUUGGUUUUACGCGGUUGUGUCACUAUUACCUCCAGUAUGCUUGAGGAAAUCCUUCAAUCAUUCUCCUGCCUAUUGACUAUAGACAUUAGAGGUUGCUGCCAGUUUGAAAAUUUGCCUCUUAAAUAUCCAAACAUUAACUGGAUCAGAAGUCAUGGCCUGGGUUUGAAGUUGAAACCCCUCAAGAACUUAGCUGAUAAGACAUUGUCAUCUCAUGUAGAUGAGUCAAGGGGACUGAGAGACUAUUUGGAAAGUUCAGAAAAGAGAGACUCCGCAAACCAGUUAUUCCGUCGAAGUUUAUACAAACGUUCGAAAGCUUUUGAUGCUAGAAAGUCCUCUUCUAUCUUGUCCCGAGAUGCCCAUUUGAAGCGUUUGGCAAUGAAAAAGUCUGAAUAUGGUUACAAGAAAAUGAGAGAAUAUUUUGUCUCCAGCCUGAAGGCAAUAAUGAAAGAGAACUCCUUCGACUUUUUUAUUCCAAAGGUUGCAAAAAUUGAGGAGAGAAUAAAAAGUGGAUACUAUACUCUCCAUGGCCUCAGAUCUGUCAAAGAAGAUAUAAGCCGGAUGUGUCAUGAUGCACUGAAAAUGAAAAAUCGUGGUGAUUCCAAAGAGAUGAAUCACAUCAUUGAGUCAUUUAUAUGCCUUGCUACAAGACUGGAAGAAGGCCCAGUGUCAUUUUAUGGAGAUGAGAUGCCAAGAAGUUCAAAGGAUGGCUCACCCCCUGGGUUCUCGGCUACUACUUCUAAGUAUAGGAAGAUUCUCAAUAAAGCCACUGAAAAGAAGUACAACAGUGCCAGUAAUGGAUAUACCUUGACUAAUGGUGUAUCUGACUUUGGUGAAGAUGCAUCUGAUCGAGAAAUAAAAAGGCGUCUAUCUAAGCUGAAUGUAAAAGCAUUGCGCUCAAGGAGUGUAAAAACCGACGACUUUGGCCGAUCUUCUGAUGAAAGCAUGACUGAUAGUGAGAGUUCUGCUUCUGAAACAGAAAGUGAUUUGGAUUUGCACUCUGAAAGCGGGACAUUGGAAUCUAAAGGGGAUCCAUAUUUUACUAUUGAUGAUGGCUUUGAUUCCUUUGUUGAUGAUCGGGAAUGGGGUGCUCGAAUGACCAAGUCAAGCCUUGUUCCUCCAGUUACUAGAAAGUACGAAGUCAUUGAUCAUUAUGUUAUUGUAGCUGAUGAGAAAGAAGUAAAAAGAAAGAUGCUAGUGUCUUUGCCAGAGGAUUAUGAUGAGAAGCUUAGUGCCCAAGGAAAUGGCAUAGAUGAGUCUGAUAUGGAAAUUCCUGAAGUCAAGGUUUAUAAACCUCGAAAGCGUCUUGGGGAUGAGGUGAUUGAGCAGGAAGUAUAUGGAAUUGAUCCAUACACACACAAUCUUCUUCUUGAUUCCAUGCCCGAGGAGUCUGAUUGGUCUCUCCUUGAUAAGCAUUUAUUUAUUGAAGAUGUACUCCUACGAACUCUUAACAGGCUAGUUAGGGACUUCACAGGUAAUGGAAACACUCCUAUGAUAUAUCCUCUGAAACCUGUCUUUGAAGAGAUCCUAAAAGAAGCGGAGGAAAAUCAGGACAAUCGAACUGGAAUGCUAUGCGGGAUCAUCUUGAAGGCAAUUGAUAGCCGUCCUCAGGAUAAUUAUGUUGCUUACCGGAAGGGACUUGGUGUGGUUUGCAACAAAGAAGGUGGAUUUGGCCAAGAAGACUUUGUUGUUGAGUUCCUUGGUGAGGUUUAUCCUGCUUGGAAGUGGUUUGAGAAACAAGAUGGCAUCCGCUCAUUGCAGAAUAAUAAUAAAGAUCCUGCCCCUGAAUUCUAUAACAUAUAUCUUGAACGGCCUAAGGGCGAUGCUGAUGGGUAUGAUCUAGUUGUUGUUGAUGCUAUGCACAAGGCGAAUUAUGCAAGCCGAAUCUGUCAUUCAUGUAGACCUAACUGUGAAGCAAAAGUAACUGCUGUUGAUGGCCAGUACCAAAUUGGAAUUUACAGUGUGCGUCCAAUAGCAUUUGGUGAAGAGGUCACCUUUGAUUAUAAUUCUGUGACAGAGAGUAAAGAAGAAUAUGAAGCUUCUGUGUGCUUGUGUGGCAGCCAGGUUUGCCGUGGGAGUUACCUGAACCUUACAGGUGAAGGGGCCUACCAAAAGGUCAUGGAACAAUAUCAUGGAAUACUAGAUAGACAUGGGCUGUUGUUGGAGGCCUGUGAACUAAAUUCAGUUUGUGAAGAUGACUAUAUUGACCUGGGCAAAGCUGGGCUUGGGAGUUGUUUGCUUGCUGGGUUGCCAGAGUGGUUGAUUGCAUAUUCAGCUCGUGUGGUGAGAUUCAUCAAUCUCGAGAGGAUAAAACUUCCCGAUGAGAUUCUUAGGAAUAAUUUGGAAGAGAAGAAGAAGUACUUCUCUGAUGUUUGCAUUGAAGUGGAAAAGAAUGAUGCCGAGAUCCAGGCUGAAGGUGUUUACAAUCAAAGGCUUCAGAACCUUGCCCUUACUCUUGAUAAGGUAAGGUAUGUCAUGAGAUGCGUGUUUGGUGAUCCAAAAGAGGCGCCUCCUCCAUUGGAGAGGCUUAGUCCUGAGGCAGCGGCCUCUUUCAUUUGGAGAGGAGAGGGGUCACUCGUAGAGGAGCUUCUUCAAUGCUUGUCUACUCAUAUGGAAGACAGUGUGAUCUGUGAACUCAAGUCCAAAAUUCGUGCUCGAGAUCCUUCUCGGUCUGGUGACGUUGGCCGGGAGCUUAGGAGAUCUUUACUCUGGUUGAGGGAUGAGGUCCGGGACUUACCAUGUACAUACAAAUGUCGGAAUGAUGCUGCUGCUGAUUUGAUCCAUAUAUAUGCUUACACAAAGUGCUUCUUUAGAAUAAGAGAAUACAAGACUGUAACCUCCCCACCUGUAUAUAUCAGUCCUCUUGACCUUGGACCCAAGUAUGCUGAUAAGCUAGGGCCAGGUGUGCAUGAAUAUAGGAAGACGUAUGGUGAGAAUUACUGUUUAGGACAACUAAUUUAUUGGCAUAAUCAAGCAAAUGCGGAGCCAGACAAUAGCCUGGCCAGGGCAAGCCGGGGUUGCUUGUCUCUACCAGAAAUCGACUCUUUCUAUGCCAAAGCCCAGAAGCCUUCACGCCAGCGUGUUUAUGGCCCCAGGACAGUCAAGUUUAUGCUAUCCAGAAUGGAGAAGCAUCCCCAGAGACCAUGGCCAAAGGAUCAGAUAUGGUCAUUCAAGGGCAGCCCUAAAAUCGUGGGCAGCCCAAUGCUAGACGUUGUGUUGCACAAGGCCACUUCUGUAGAUAGGGAAAUGGCUAUCUGGUUGAAGAACCGACCCGCCAUUUUCCAGGCAGCUUGGGAUAGAUGAAAAUUUUGCAGUCGAUACAGCAGCAGCAUGAGGAUUUGUCGUUUAAGGGUUUGUGUGUAGUUGCUUAGGUUUUUCUUUUCCCCCUCUUCUUUUUUUUAUUGUUUGAAGAUAGAGUAGGCUGGCGGCCGCCUCUCCCUUUACUCCAGGGGGGGUUAUCGGUGGUUGCUUCCAUAUAUAUAUAUACCAACAGAUAUAUAUAAGCAAGGCUCGAUCUCUUCUGGCGCUUCCGUUGUCUAUUCUUAUGUACAGUUUCAGUUCUAUUUUCCAUUCUUUUUCAAGUUUCUCUGUUCUAUGUAAUGUGUAAUUCUUCAUUUUAGGGGUGAUUUUGAUUCCUUAUUCAAUGAAAAUAUAUCACGACCACAAGAAGGACCAAUCUUUUUCAGUUCUCCUUUCACCCCCUCUUUGCUGUAAACCGUGUUG
This is a messenger RNA of Cuscuta campestris, 7715 nucleotides long. NCBI's taxonomy places the organism in Eukaryota, Viridiplantae, Streptophyta, Magnoliopsida, Solanales, Convolvulaceae. The record is from the annotation of a GenBank genome assembly.